This is a messenger RNA of Entrophospora sp. SA101, 825 nucleotides long. Lineage: Eukaryota; Fungi; Glomeromycota; Glomeromycetes; Entrophosporales; Entrophosporaceae. The record is from the annotation of a GenBank genome assembly.
AUGAAGACAUAUCCAAAUCCACACAUAGGAGAUUUAUCUGACACGUUUGUAAGGUCAAUAAUAUUUCUUAGAAGUGCUAGGAGGGUGACUUUGGAAUCUAAUAAUGGAUUUUUUGAAAGCACAAAAUUCCAGACAGUUGAGCAGCGUAGAUUGGCAUCCGAUUCGAUUGUUAUCGAAUCAAUCUCCCAUUGUGACAAUUUGGUUGGUCUUGGUAAAGAGUUAAUGGAAUUUUUUGAAUCUUGUAAUAAUGAGUCAAUUUCUAAUGAAGAUAUAUUAGAUGAUUUGAAUUUACUUUUGAAUGAUGCCAAAAGACUUAAAACGACAAUAGAAGGUACCAACUCCAAAAUUAAAUCUCUCAAUGAAGGUAUGACAACCGUUUAUGAUAAAGGAACAGAAUUUGGCGUGAAAGAUAUGACAAAUUUAAAGUAUGAUGAUGACUUAAAAAACGCUGAAUCAAGGGAAAAAGUUUUAAAAGUAAUGAAAGGACUAACAACAACCAUGUUUAUUGUAGGCGGAAUUUACUUAUUAAUCAAAUCUGCUUUUAUAAAAAAUAAAAAAGUUCCUGAUGGAUUAAGUGGAAAACAAAUUCACUACAUGUCAGAAAGUAUACAAGAUAGCGUCUUUUCGAUAAUUUCAGUAUUAAAAAAUCUUGAAUUUUUCUGGAAUAAGAAUGCUGAUAAAUUAGAAAGGCUUAUUGAGAAAUUCGAAGUUUCCAGUGAACGUAAAUCUCGUCCCAACAAAUUAAUCCUUAGACGGCUUGAAAGACAAUGGAAGGAAACAGUCGAAGAAUGUAAAAAUAUUACACAAAGACUUGAAUUAGAAUAA